GACGAACCAUCUGUAGGUUUGGGUCCUGUCGCUGCUCGUGCGUCAAAAGAGAAAGAGAAAGAGAAGAUGUUCUUCCACAUAGUACUGGAGCGGAACAUGCAGCUACACCCGCGCCACUUUGGCCGCAACCUCCGCGAGAACCUCGUUGCCAAGCUCAUGAAAGAUGUCGAGGGCACCUGCAGUGGUAGACAUGGGUUUGUGGUGGCAAUAACGGGCAUAGAGGACAUUGGAAAAGGGUUGAUUCGUGAUGGGACAGGGUUUGUGUCAUUUCCGGUGAAGUACCAAUGUGUUGUAUUCAGACCAUUUAAAGGGGAGAUUUUAGAGGCUGUUGUAAGUAUGGUGAACAAGAUGGGAUUUUUUGCCGAAGCCGGGCCUGUUCAAAUUUUUGUUUCAAACCAUUUGAUACCUGAUGAUAUGGAAUUCCAAUCUGGAGAUAUGCCAAAUUAUACUACUUCGGAUGGAUCAGUUAAGAUACAGAAGGAUAGUGAAGUGCGCUUGAAGAUAAUUGGGACUCAAGUUGAUGCUACAGAAAUUUUCUGCAUUGGUACCAUAAAAGAUGAUUUCUUGGGUGUGAUAAACGAUCCUACAGCCGGAUAGGGGGUUGCUAAUGCCGUUUUCUUUGCUGGUUUUACUCGCUUGUCUGGCAUUCUUUAUAGUUCCUGUUGUAUAAUUUUUAGCAGGGUGGAUUGUUUGUACGUUGGGUGGCUGAAGCUUUUAUACUGGUGGGUUCUAUUUAUUUAACACCUAAUCAAAGUGGGUCUUUCAGUUGUAUGUCACGAGGAAUUGGAAGGAACGAAAUAUUUGUACCGAGCAGUGCAGUAUUGCCGAAUGGGUUGUCUUCUGGUUUGCUGAAAUUAUCAAGUUUUUGGAAAAUGUUUUAUUUA
This is a messenger RNA of Alnus glutinosa, 884 nucleotides long. RefSeq names its product DNA-directed RNA polymerase II subunit RPB7. The record is from RefSeq and is a predicted model, not a curated record. Gene Ontology annotation, biological process: positive regulation of nuclear-transcribed mRNA poly(A) tail shortening; DNA-templated transcription; positive regulation of translational initiation. The coding region runs from base 67 to 597 and encodes 176 amino acids. Gene Ontology annotation, molecular function: single-stranded RNA binding; translation initiation factor binding; single-stranded DNA binding. The transcript is spliced from 6 exons. NCBI's taxonomy places the organism in Eukaryota, Viridiplantae, Streptophyta, Magnoliopsida, Fagales, Betulaceae. Gene Ontology annotation, cellular component: P-body; RNA polymerase II, core complex.